Messenger RNA from Prorocentrum cordatum, 421 nucleotides. Lineage: Eukaryota; Dinophyceae; Prorocentrales; Prorocentraceae. The record is from the annotation of a GenBank genome assembly.
GCAGCUGGAUGGCAUCGACGCGAUGGCCAGCCAGCAGCAGACGACCAAGGACAACCUGUCGGAGUUGAUCGAGUCGCUGCAGCCCGCCCUGCACACGGGCACGGAUGAGGCGCAAAGCAGGGUGAAGGCCCUCACCAAGCAGGCCGAGAAGACCCUGACCAGCACGGCCCUCGCGGGCCAGAGUCUGAGGGACCGUGAGCCAAAUCUCACGGAGACUGGGCUGGAGCUGGUUGCCGUCCCAGCUUUCCCGUCCCUCCAUGGGGCGGGGGACGACCUGGAGUUCUCAUUGGAGGACUUCCUGGAGGGCAAGAAGCUCCAGGACGCGCUCGAUGCGACCAGCUCGCCUGAGGCCAAACGCAUUGCGAUGCUGGGCAUCAAAUCGUACGCGUUCAGGCUCUCGCUUGCCCAGGCGCCCUCGUAG